CUUUUUAUCUUAUCAGACUUGUUUGUUUUUGUCUUUGAAAAGCUUGAAAUUUAAAGUUCAUUUUACUUCUGAACAAGAAAUACAUGAUACAAACAUCUUAAAUGUUUAAUCUAGCCCUUUAUGCCAAUGAAAAUGACUAUACAUAGAUGUCUUUUUGGGGGGGCGCUUGGUUGGGAACCACUGAACAAGAAAAAGCUCAGGCCGGCCCUGCCCGUGUGUUUAGUUUCCACAGCACAGAGCAGCUCCAGUACUGAGCCGCGCCGCACUGGAGGUACGCACACAGCAGAACCUCCUUCACUUCACCAGACCGGUAAACCGACUCCUGUCUGCCACAUUCGCCACCUUUCUCCUUCUGUGUGUGCUAUAUCGGAUCUUCGGUUAUGAAGAGCAAACACAACCAACAGGUCAAGUCAGUGGUUCCGAACCGACACGACAUGUCGAGCUUCGAGGUGACUCUCCAGCAACUCAAUGAUCUGUUGACGGACGACAGCGGCUUUUACAGCUGGCCGACAAAACACUUCCAUGAGGUUUACCCGAGGAUCUACGUCGGCAAUGCUUUUGUGGCAAUGAACGUGAUGCGUCUUAAGCGCCAAGGCAUCACCCACAUCCUGAACGCUGCGGAGGGAAACUCCUUCAUGCACGUCAACACCAACGCUGAGUUUUAUGCCGGCACGGGCGUCAUCUACCACGGCAUUCCAGCCAGCGACACAGACCACUUCGACAUCAGCGUUUACUUUGAAGAGGCAGCAGACUUCAUCGAGAAGGCUCUGGCAUAUAAAAAUGGAAAAGGUAAAGUGUACGUUCAUUGCAGGGAGGGCUAUAGCCGCUCGCCUACGUUAGUCAUAGCCUACCUGAUGCUUCGCCAAAACAUGGACGUCCACAGCGCUCUGGCCAUGGUGCGGCAGAAAAGAGAGAUCGGACCCAACGACGGCUUUCUCAGGCAGCUCUGUUGGCUAAACCAAAGGCUGGAUGCUGAGGGAAAGUUCUGGAACAAAUGAGGCAGACAAUGACUGAAGAUGAAAGAUUGUAAGAAGGAACAAAAGUAUCCUUUAUUGCACAUCACUUUCUUUCACUCGUUCUACAGCUUUAACAAGCCGCAGAUCUGUGAGACGUUCCGGAUGUGAGGAUGGCGGAAAAGACAUUUUUCUCUCAGACUAAGGCUGACAGCACUGAGUGUAUGUAAAAUUAUACACCUUGCAUACCACCUUUUGACAUGUACAGUAUUUUAAUUGUGUUCAGUCAAAUACUGGUGAUGCCAUGUUCUGAUCAUACAGUGUAAAUGUGUGUAAAUCCAGUUGCACUGCUUUCACUAAGUGUGUACUAUCAUGGUUCAGGUCCAAGUGACAGUGUUCUGUAUAUUUUGGUGUGUUUUCCUGCUGCUCACUAUUCCAGAGAACAGUAUCAACAUGUGAAUGUUAAUAUGCAUUUAAAGGCGCUCAUUGUGGGAACUGCUGAAAAAACCAGAUGGUGUAACCGAUGUGAGACUGCCACCGCCUUCUCUCUUCCUCCCUCCUGGCAUUGUGUUCUUUGUCUUGGCCUAACUCCUGCAAACACUGCCAAAUCUCUCAGUUCCAGCCGUUCCCGGGGGAGGGUUCAAGUGGACACUGUGAUUUUUCAUAUUGAAUCAGAUUUUCAGGGUAUUAGAGGAUGAUAGUAAAAUCAUUUUUCUCUGUUAUAUUUAGUAAGUUUUAGAAAUCUGUGACCUAUAUUGUGCUCAUUUCUAGCAGCCUGCCUCAGAAGUAUGUCUCAGUUAAAUUUUUGUCUUGCUGUAUGGUGUUUUAUAGGAAAUUUUGACAGUAUUUCAUACCGCAAGAUAAUUAAAUUUUUAAUAGUAAAAUUACAAUGUUGAUACAUGGAUGGAACAGCAAAGAAACCAAGGAAUAGCUCUGCAUUUUACUGGAAGAUACUGUUCUCUUUCUUGCUGAAAGUUGAAUACAAUAGUGAGAAUAUGGAAACUACUCUUAUGUCAAAAUGAAGCAAAUACCAACAGUCAACAAAAAAACUGCCUACUAAAACCUGUAAAGCCAGUAAUUAGCAUGUUAUAUCCCAUGUGUUUAGUCCUUCCAAAACCCAAAAUGUGCUGGACUGUUGGACUGCAAACAUCUAAACAAAUUAGCUUGAAUUAGUAAACUUUACAGGUGCUGUUUCUUACUUUUUCAAGUCUUUGUGCUGAACUAAGUUAAGUGGCUGCUGGCCAUAGCUUCAUACUUACUGCACAGACAUGAGAGAGGUAUAAAUUUCCUCAUCCAACUCUCAGCAAGAAAGCGACCGAAUGUAAGUCUGAAAAUAUCAAACUAUUCCUUUAUUGCCCUGUCAGGCUGCUGAGGGUACAGGACCUGUAACUUUAUGCCAAAUGGUCCAGUGAGUGAAACCAAGUCACUGAAGUUUCUGAUUGUAAUUAAAGCACUGCCAGAAUGUUGUUUGCCAGUAACUUAAAUAUUAUUGGAUAACUUCUCAGUCUACACGUUUUGCACAUUGGUGUGUGUGUGUGUGUUUUUGUCAGAGUACAUGCGGUUUUAUAUUGUACGGCAGCAUGCUGUGUAAUGUACAUGUGAGCCAAUGUGUUGUUUAUGUUCCUUUGUUAGCACAGAUGUGUGUUUACGUGUUUACUGAGUCAUGGUGUGCAUUCAUGAGUGCGAUUUAUGUGUCACAGUGUGCUUUAUUAAGCCUGUAACGUGUGAAUCAUCAUGUGCAUUACUGAGUAGGAUGUGAUGUAAGUGGUCAUGUCAGUAGGCUUUCAUCGAGUCUCACAGAUUAUGACCGUGCUGUUUAUCAAGUGCACUUUAUCUAAUGACACUUGUGAUUGUUGUUGCUCUAUUUUCAUACGUUCAAGUAAUAUACAGAAAAUGA
This is a messenger RNA of Scatophagus argus, 2850 nucleotides long. Its product is annotated as dual specificity protein phosphatase 3-like. The transcript has 3 exons. The record is from RefSeq and is a predicted model, not a curated record. Lineage: Eukaryota; Metazoa; Chordata; Actinopteri; Scatophagidae. Gene Ontology annotation, molecular function: protein tyrosine/serine/threonine phosphatase activity; MAP kinase phosphatase activity. Gene Ontology annotation, biological process: negative regulation of MAPK cascade; protein dephosphorylation. Gene Ontology annotation, cellular component: cytoplasm. Bases 381 to 998 code for a protein of 205 amino acids.